AUGUAUAUGAUAAUAUGGCAUUACAUUGAUCUUGACUUGUUUGUUGUGAAAUGUUCAGUUUGGAAUAGUAAGGACCUUUAGUUAAAAAUUAAACCGUAUAUAUCCAAUAGAAGUAUCAAAGAAAGUGAGAAAAAUGACAUUUGUUUUACCUUUGUAUGCAGUGUACACAGUCAGGUACUGUAUGUGAGGAGGUACAUUUCUUUCUGUCUGCUGAAUAUUUGAUUCACAUGUCCAAAUAAUUGACCUACUAUGAGUCUGUAGUAGCAGAGCGAGACAGGGUGUUAUGCAUAAAAUAUUGAACCAGCUUAAUGUCUGUCUGCAUGCAUGUUUGGAGGACAAAUGGAUGUUGUGGCAUCCAAGUGAAACACAAAGAUGGAGGUUCAAGAUGUUUUGGAGGAACUCAUGAGUUUAUGCAUGUAAAAUGUACCUUUAGGAAGAUUGCGCAUGUCUCAUGUCUGUGUGUGCACAUAUACGUACAAUUUUUAUCAUGACUUCAAUUUUCCUUCAGGCAUUAACAGCAUCUCCACAGUGAAAAAGGUGACCGUGAGAAAAGGAGAGACCAUCAUCAUCCCAUGUCACUAUAGAGAAGCAUAUAGAUCUAAUAAUAAGAUAUUUUAUGGUUAUUGGGAUCGUUGGCAUUUUAUUGUGAAUAGUAAAUAUAUGUCUCGGUUAGAGAGAGUUUCAAUCUCAGAUGACCCAGACCAAACAGUUUUCACAGUCACAAUGAAGAACAUGGGUGCGACUGAUGAAGGCUUGUACCAAUGUGAUAUUGAAAAUAAUUCAUAUGGGAAUGAAUACCAGAAUGUCUACAUAUUAGUCGAAGAUUUUCCAACACUCUAUGUUCAUAGUCAAGUUGAGACUGGAUAUGUAGAUGGAGGCGUCACAAUAAAUUGCUACUACAGUAACUAUGGAGUGAGGAAAUGGUGCCGGAUUGAUGGCCGCUGUGUCUAUCAGAGUUAUAGAUAUUCAGAUGGAAUGCGUGUGGACACGAGUACUGAUGCCAAUAAAGGAGUGUUUAAGGUGAUUAUGAGAGGUCUACAACUGAAGCACACUGGCUGGUACUAUUGCUCUGUGGGAGACCUACAGAUGCCUGUGCACAUCACUGUCAAACAGAACACAUAUACUCAGAGGACAAUAACACAGCAGCCUGCAAUCAAAACAACCAUCAUCAGGACAACCAUCACAGGUAUAGACAAGUUUAAUCUUACUAAAGUUGAUGAUUUGUCUUCCACAUCAACCACAAACAAGACCAAUACUCCAAAUGGUUUCAGUCUGACUCUGCUGUUGGGUCUGCUGGGGCUGUUGCUGCUGGUGGUCAUCUGUGGAACACUGACUCUCAUCAGGCUGAAAAAACGUAGACGUGAUGCAGGCCCGGAUGAAGCUUUUUCUCAGAGAAAGACUACAGCAACUCUGCAAAAUUCUCAGGAGGACACUGAAGUCACUUAUAGCAUGAUAGCUAUGACUCCUUCAAAGAAUGCAGCUGAUGACACCCAUGGCGAUGUCACCUACAGCACUGUAGUCACACACAAUAGAGGCCUGAGAAAAUCCCUUAGAUACCAAGUUGCAGAUGUCAUCUACAGUGAAGUGGCAACAAAGUGAAGCAGGAUGGCAGCAUAUUGAUCCUUCAGGACACACAAGGAUUAAUAAAAAUUCAAUGAGCUAUUUUGAGAUUUUUAAUCUAGUUUAAUCAGAAAAUAAAUCAAAUCA
Alosa alosa (allis shad) is the source of this 1707-nucleotide messenger RNA. RefSeq lists its product as uncharacterized. The coding region runs from base 445 to 1599 and encodes 384 amino acids. Lineage: Eukaryota; Metazoa; Chordata; Actinopteri; Clupeiformes; Clupeidae. The record is from RefSeq and is a predicted model, not a curated record. The transcript is spliced from 9 exons.